This is a messenger RNA of Penicillium olsonii, 939 nucleotides long. The record is from the annotation of a GenBank genome assembly. NCBI's taxonomy places the organism in Eukaryota, Fungi, Ascomycota, Eurotiomycetes, Eurotiales, Aspergillaceae.
AUGACGACACCCAAAUUCGGCGUCUAUACGCCAUUGGUAACUUUCUUCGAGGAGGACGAGUCUCUCGAUCUCACCAGCACCUUAGCUCAUGCGAAGCGCAUGGCCGAAGGCGGAGUUACCGGACUCGUGCUCCAGGGUAGCAAUGGAGAGGCUCCCCAUCUGGAUCACAACGAGCGCCAAUCUUUGGUCCGCGCUGUACGCGACCACCUCGACCACCUGGGAUAUACAGAGCUGCAGUUGAUCGUCGGUUGCGGUGCACCAAGUGUGCGUGAAACACUUUGCUACAUCUCAGAAGCUAGGAUGUCUGGGGCCAACUUCGCGCUUGUGCUGCCACCGGCGUACUGGGUUGCGUCCAUGAAUGCGUCCGUUAUUGAAAGCUUCUUCAGCGAUGUAGCGUCUCAAUCCGAGCUUCCCAUUCUCAUUUACAACUUCCCCGGCGUGACGGGGGGUAUCGAUAUCAGCUCCGACUCUAUCAUUCGGCUCGCCAAGUCCUGUCCCAACAUCAUCGGCUGCAAACUUACUUGCGGUAAUGUUGGAAAGAUCCAGCGUGUCUCAUCGGCUCUGUCAGGAACCUCGUUUGCGACAUUCGGUGGGAAGUCAGACUUCUUCCUGCCGGCACUGGUCGCCGGGUCCAACGGAAUCAUUGCCGCUCUCGCCAACAUUGUACCUAAAUUGCACGUGCAGGUACUUCGAUACUACGAGAAGGGCGAUUUGAAGUCCGCACAAGAGCUUCAAUCUAAGCUGAGCCAUGCGGACUGGGCUCUCACCAAGGUGGGCAUUGCGGGUGUCAAAGCUAUCGUGUCUCACCAUUUUGGAUACGGUACGGGCCGUGGACGUAGGCCACUAGGGAACACAACGGUCACGAGUUUGAGUGAAGACAUUGUGGUACCAAUAAGUGAGGUCAUUGACUUGGAGAAGAUUUUGAUACCAGAUGCUUAG